Mycena citricolor is the source of this 413-nucleotide messenger RNA. The record is from the annotation of a GenBank genome assembly. Lineage: Eukaryota; Fungi; Basidiomycota; Agaricomycetes; Agaricales; Mycenaceae.
CCAUUCGUCGAUCUUGGAUGAGAAACGAAUGUCUGGACUUCCCAAUACUACGAUAUGCACCAGUGGACGCUUUCAUAUCCUCGAUGACAUGCCAGUUUCGCGCUCUCGCAGCUCCCCGUGAUUGCUUCUCUUUACGGGGGAGAAAAUCAGGUCUGACGAGCUGGCACUGCCAGCACUGCGACGGCUUCCCCUCAUGGAACCUCCGGCUCGGUUCUGACUCUUUUUCUGUGAAACACGCUUGCCUUUCUGGAUUACGUAUACACUGGAAGGGCUCGUCAAGGAACGUCACAUCGCCUGCACACCGCUAUGAUCUCCUAGCUUGUUAACCCGAACAUCUGUGGAACCCUCAACCCAGCUCCCGCCCACGUUCAGGCACCACAGCCGCAGGGUCGUUUCUCACCUUUCUCUGUGUC